Molecule: messenger RNA, 4837 nt
Organism: Hippoglossus stenolepis (Pacific halibut)
Lineage: Eukaryota; Metazoa; Chordata; Actinopteri; Pleuronectiformes; Pleuronectidae
Gene: zbtb7b
Product: zinc finger and BTB domain containing 7B
Exons: 5
Coding region: 667-2364 (565 amino acids)
Biological process (GO): positive regulation of gene expression; regulation of transcription by RNA polymerase II
Molecular function (GO): DNA-binding transcription factor activity, RNA polymerase II-specific; protein binding; RNA polymerase II cis-regulatory region sequence-specific DNA binding
Source: RefSeq, a predicted model, not a curated record
CCUCCGGCCGCCCAGCACCGCGACAGACACCGGCGCCGGCCUAUCGCACCGGAGCCGGACCCCCCGCAUCCCUCCCUGUGCCCUGCCCACCCCGGCGGUCUUCUUCCCCAGCCCUGCCAGAGCCAAUCCGCGAGUGGGUGUAAGUAGGGCAAGCCGCUUCCUGGUUCUCAGAAAGGAGGAGCUGGGAGUCGGAGUGGGCCAGCGGCAGGCGGCAGGCGGCAGACAGGGGGGUCAGAGCAGCGCGAAGAGCCGGGGCACGUCUGCGGGGAAGAGCGGCUGCACCACAGAGGAGCAAGCGGGAGGAAAAACGCUGACGCACGGCUUGGAGAAGAAGCUCAGGUGUGACGCGCCGAGGACGAAGCGAGAAGAAACAAACAGAAGGAUUAAAAAAGUAAGAGAAGGAGAAGAAGUGAGCGCGGGGUGGGACGGAGCGAUCCAGGAAGUGUGGAGGUCGCCCAGGUGGGAGGCGACGCGUCAGGACAGGUGUCUCCCCGCAGCGGCGCUCAGGUGUGUGACCUCAGCUGACCUCAGAGCAGCAGAACCAAAGAGGAGAGGAGAGCGAGAGAGACAGAAAGCAGGCACCCAUCUUCUUCUGGGUUUAUGGACUUGAGUGGUCGACCAUCUUCACUGAGCACAGGAAGAGGAAACUGAUCAGGAUCAGUGGCAAUGUCUCCAGGAGAGGACGGUCUGAUCGGGAUCCCCUUCCCAGAGCACAGCAAUGAGCUCUUGUCCCACCUCAAUGACCAGAGGAGGACGGGGCUCCUGUGUGACCUCACGCUGACCUCCCGCGGGGCUCGCUAUCCAACUCACCGCUCUGUCAUGGCCGCCGUCAGUUUAUACUUCCGUGGGCUGUUCGGGGCAGAGGAGGGGGGCGGCGAGGGCGGAGGGGGCUUCAGCGUUUGCCAGCUGGACUGUGUGGCACCCGAUGCCCUGGACGCCUUGCUGGAGUUCGCCUACACCGCUACGCUGACCAUCCCGAGCUCUGGCAUGAGAGACGUGCUGCGAGGCGCUCAGCUCCUGGGCAUCCAGUGUGUGGCUGAUGCCUGCAGAGACAUCCUGGGGGAGACGGCGGAGGCAGAGGGCGAGACGGCAGAGGAGCAGAGAGUCCAACACACAGCACCCAAGAGGAUGCCAGAGGCAGAGAGGGGUAUAGCGAGAUGCUCCCGAAGAAAAAACGACAAAAAGAAAGUGAAAAAAGUUGGGUUGCAUCACAUCCCUUCCUCGGUUUUGAUCCCAUCACCUGCUUCUCCCAUCUCUCACCCUUCGCCUGCAUCCGACAGCCUCCGCUCGUUCCCGUCCACCCAGCCGCCCAGCCCCGAUCAGGAGGAGCCCAAAUUAGGGCAAAACGGAGGAGACCCCAGGUUGAUCAGAGAGCCAGGGAGGGGUGCCACCAUGAACGGGGGGCUGCUUCACUGGCUGCAUGAGCGACCGCGUAUAGCCCAGCCUCCUCCUGUCCCACGAUCGAUUGAUAAGCUGUCGGAGAACAGUGACAUGGAAGGUUUUGGCGAUGACAGCGUGCUGAUGGGAAGCACUUCCACGCCUACAGCUGUAGCUGAGCGAGGAGCGGCAACGUCAGCAGUGGGAGGGGGGAGGAAGAGGAAGUCUCAGACGCCCCAGCAGUGUCCCGUCUGUCAGAAGAUCAUCCACGGAGCGGGAAAACUGCCCCGACACAUGAGGACACACACCGGAGAAAAACCCUUCCAGUGCUCUGCCUGUGGAGUCCGCUUCACCCGGAAUGAUAAGUUGAAGAUCCACAUGAGAAAACACACAGGCGAGCGCCCCUACCCAUGCCCCCACUGCCCCGCCAGGUUUCUACACUCGUACGACCUCAAAAACCACCUGUCCCUCCACAGUGGGGCACGACCCUUCGAGUGCCCGCUCUGCCACAAGGCCUUCGCCCGGGAGGACCACCUCCAACGUCACCGCAAGGGACACAGCUGCCUGGAGCUGCGCACACGCCGGCCCAGGCGUGGUCCUGAGCUCAUGGAGGAUGAAAGAGAGGAUGGGGGCCGGAUGGAGCACUCCAAUCCUCUUGAGGCUUUGUCGCAGGCCCACUCCUCUGCGUUUCUCUCCAACACGGUCCUGGAUGGUGGGAGUGGGUCCAGCGCUGGCCCUUCGCUGCUGUUUCCAGGCGACGUCGAGAGGGGCCGUUUCGCCCUUCAGGCUCUGGCCCAGCUCGGGCCUCACAGGCUGGCCGGCUACCCUCAGCUCUUCCUGCGGGGGCUGGAUCUGCGAGGGGCCAGAGAGGCGGAGAUAGAAGAUCCAGGGGGAACCCAUUCGCCGUCUGCGUUCCGCGAUCAAUGGGCAGAUGAAGUAGAGGAGGAAAUCGGAGAUGAGGAAGUCGAGGAGGAGGAGGACGACUAGUGGAAGGAGAGUGUGUGUCUGUGUGGUAAAGCAUCCACAGUAAAAAAUAAAAAAAUAAAAUAAAAAUCUCACUCAGGUGGCUGGACUAAUGACCUGCUGCUCCUAUAUAGAGAGCGCUUUAAAGAAAACUAUGAUAUUUAAAGAAAAUUAUGGAAAACGGGUUUUCAGAGAUAUUUUAAAUGUUUGUCUUCUGGCUUUUGGAAUUUAAUUUCAUUUGUCCUUUUAAAUUGUAUUCCUUGUUUGCUGUUUAAUUUGGAUGUAUUUUAGGUCUGAGCUGUUUCUUUAUGAUCGUAUUUUCUAGCUGGACGUGUGUGUGCGUGUAUGUGUGUGUGUGUGUUUUGAGAGUGUGUGUGUGUGUGUGUACUGGGAUGCUUUUCACUAUGCAAACUAAAAUCCAGAGCUGCAACUUGGAGGGAUAUUUGAAGAUGUAUAUUUUAGUUACAAAUAUAAUGUAUUGAUUCAGGUGCAAUCCAGAACUCAUAUCAUGUAGAUCUCAAGAAUGGGUGUGUGGGCUCACUGUCCUCUGGUGGUUAUCAGUGGAACUGCAGCCUAAAUCCAACCUGCACAUUAUAAGCAAUAAUGUUCUUUUUAUCUUUUCUUUCUGAUUUUAGAGUCUUUGCUUUGAUUUGGUGCUUGAACCAAAGAUUGUAGUUUUGUUUUUCUUAGAUCUCAAGUUAACAGGAGAGGAGAGAAGUGAUUUGUGGCCAAUGUUGGGUUUGAAGAGAAAAAUCCUGCCCGACUGUUUUGAUCGCCAUGAGAAAGAAUCCGCUUCCAUAUGUGAGUGUUGCAGAGCGGUAGAGCUCUGUGUCCGAUGCCUGACCAAAAGAGACGAAGUUUGGAUGAAUGAGUUGAUGCUGAUUAAAUGUUGAAGACAAUUCUUCCUUUUCCCAGAGGCUGUGGAUUUCAGUCUUCCAAUGCACUCCUUAAGGUUCCAUGUUCGGAGAGAAAAAAAAAAGUAGAAAAGGGAGCCAGGUGAGGGUAUGAAUGAUCGCUUUCCCCCUGUCUUCUGUAUUUAUUUAUUUAUUGUUAUUUAUUAUGGCUCUUCUGCUGAAACUCUUGCGCGAGAGCAGAUCCAGGGUUGGAAACAGAUCACGACCCCUUUACUCGACUAAGUCUUACAAGAAGCUGCAUUGCGAUAUAGAUUUUUGGCUCGACAUCUCCAUAUACCUAAACGCCUUUUUUUUACGGGCUGCGUGUCUUCUUUUGGCGAUUCUUCCUCAAAAGCGUUCUUUGCACAUUUAACCCUGUCAGGUACUGCAAUAACACAGGCACAUUCCAUCCUCCGGGGUAGAGAGAGAGAGAGAGAGAGAGAAGGGAACAGAGCAAACAAAACUUUUUGUAACUGGACCACAAGAUGACUUUGCUGUUUGACGUUUCCAUGCUUUUCUGUUGUUGAAUCAACAUGUAUAGUACUGUAUCAUUGCAUGGCAGUUCUUAUAGAUCGGCCACCGCUGUGUCUAAAGGGGCCAUUAACUUGUGUUUGUCUAUCUUUGACCAAAAACCUUUUUAGUUUCAUUACGCUUCUCUGGACCAAUACAUUACAGGGUGUAAUGCAGUUGUUAAUGGCUUCUGAAAGACAUGCUGUUGUCUUUUUAUUUCCAAUUCCUGUGAUACCCAUGUAGCCAGAACCUGCUGUAGCAGUUGAUCCGGUCUGGCCUCGUGUGCACUAUCCGCUCCUUGCUGUGUAGUAAACCAUUUUUUUAAAUUUCCUGUUUAUUUGCACUAUGAGAUUUGAGAGCUUCAAGCCUUUUUGUCAGAUGUUCUGUCUAGUCCAUUAACUCACUCAAUACCAUUUAAAAUUUGUGAUCGAAAUAGACAAUAGGACGACGUCUUUGUAACCCACAUACAUCGAAUACUCUUCCUCCUGUAUAUUGGUACAGUUAUUGUCAAAUGUAAUAUAUUGGGAGUUGCCUUUGGGUUUUUUUGUGCUGCAACUAUUCUCAGGAAAUCUUGAGCGAUGCACUAAGUGAUUAUACAAAAUUAUAAAAUGGGAAGAAAUAGUUUGGUGCUACAGGGCGACUCACACUCUUCAUGUUAGUGUAAGGCCAGUAGUUUCAAGAAGAUGUGAUUUUUGUAUUUUAACAUUCAAAGAAAAAAACUAUGAUUCAAACCUAACGUGAGGGGAAAACAGACAAAUGAAAGUAAACUGCUGGCCUUACUGGAACCAGUCCUACUGGAAUGGCGGUGUGACAGUUGGUCCUGUUCGUGGAGGGUGUAGCUGCUCCCAGUCGGAGCAGUGUGAGUGAAUGAGGGUUAACUGAUGCCAGCUGUGAAGUGUGUGUUUCUGUGUGAGCUGUUUGUUUUCUUGGCUUCGGUGAAGGGACAUGGGGUCUGUAAUGAGCAGAGACCCCGCUAUCAGGGAUACAUUUUUUUUGUCUUUGAGUUUUUAGUGGAACCUUCUCAGAGCUAUGAAUUCAUUUUCCCAUGUUUCAGUUCUUGUAAAGAAAAGAAAUAAAGAUAUCUAAGCUUGCAA